Messenger RNA from Gamsiella multidivaricata, 1665 nucleotides. Its product is annotated as SKIP/SNW domain-containing protein. NCBI's taxonomy places the organism in Eukaryota, Fungi, Mortierellomycota, Mortierellomycetes, Mortierellales, Mortierellaceae. The record is from RefSeq and is a predicted model, not a curated record. The transcript is spliced from 4 exons. Gene Ontology annotation, cellular component: spliceosomal complex. Bases 1 to 1665 code for a protein of 554 amino acids. Gene Ontology annotation, biological process: mRNA splicing, via spliceosome.
AUGCAUCAACAUCCAGGACAGGAUUACGACCAGCAACAGUAUAGCACCGCCGUCACAGCCCCGGUACCAAGAAUGCCUCCAUACGGCAAGCGUGCAGGAUGGAAGCCCAAGAAGCCAGAGGACUUUGGCGAUGGGGGUGCAUUCCCAGAGAUCCACACCGCUCAGUACCCCCUUGACAUGGGACGCAAGAAGAAAGCGGCUACAAAAGCAGGCUCGACGAUUGCACUUCAGGUGGACGCACAAGGAAACGUCGCAUACGAUGCCAUCGCCAAGCGGGGACACUCUUCAAAGCAGAUCGUGCAGUCGCAGUUCAAGGACCUUGUUCCUCUCAACGAACGUGCGGAUGUUGGAGAGAUCUCUUUGAGCCGACCCAGCGAGGAGGAAGUGCAGGAGACAGCGGAUCGUACUAGGACAGCACUGGAGAAGAUUUCAAAGUCCAAGAUUACUGCUGCGCUACCCAAGAAUGUCGUUUCCAACAAUAAACCAGGAGCACCGACCUAUAUUCGUUACACGCCUGCCAACCAAGCUGCAGGUGCCGAGGGCGCGAAGCAGAGAGUGAUCAAGAUGGUGGAGAUGCCCGUUGACCCAAUGGAACCACCCAAACAUCAGCACAAGAAGGUUCCUCGCGGACCCCCAUCACCUCCACCACCAGUUUUGCACUCGCCACCUCGCAAAGUCACCGCUCAGGAACAGGCCAACUGGGUCAUUCCACCCUGUAUUUCGAACUGGAAGAACGCCAAGGGAUACACCAUUCCCCUGGAUAAACGUCUCGCGGCUGACGGACGUGGACUGCAGGAGGUGCAGAUUAACGACAAAUUUGCAAACCUGGCUGAGGCUCUGGCGUUGGCCUCAAGACACGCUCAGGAUGAGGUUCGCCAGAGAGCAUUGAUGCAACAGAAAGUUGCUCAGAAAGAGAAGGAAGCCAAGGAACAGAGCCUGCGUGCGUUGGCCCAGAGGGCUCGUGAUGAGAGAGCCGGUAUUGUGCCCUCGGCCUCUACGAGUAUGGACGUGGAUGCUUCACCUCGUCCUGGUGGUGGCUCUGCAUCAGAGUCCGAGUCGGACGAUGAGGAUGACGAGGCGAAGCAGAGGGCGGCUCGCGAACGUGACGCUCUCCGCAGAGAAAGACAGCAGGAACACGAGAAGGAUCUGCGCAUGUCCCGCAUGGGUGCAGAGCAGAAGGCAAAGGUCAUGGCCAGGGCGGAAGGAAGAGAUAUUUCAGAAAGAGUCGCUUUGGGAUUGGCCAAGCCUACACAAAGCAAGGACAGUAUGUACGAUUCUCGCCUGUUCAACCAAUCUGGAGGACUGAGCUCUGGAUUCAAGGACGACGAGUCAUACAGUGUCUAUGACAAGCCCAUGUUUAUGCACACUGGAUCGAGCGUCUACAGACCCAAGCGAUCAGGAGACGAUGGCGGUAACGAUGAAGUUGGAACCGAGGACGAUAUCACCCGCGCGCUGGCAUCGGACCGCUUCGGAGGUGCAGGCAUUAGUGCAAAGGGAUUCAAGGGCACCGAGGGUGGUCGCAGCAUGCAGAGGGAAGGUCCUGUGGCGUUCGAGAAGGAAGACGAUAUUUUUGGAUUGGACAAGUUCAACAAGGUUGAUGUGUCAAAGAAGAGGAUGGGAUUGGAUCUCUCGACAACUCAGGAGGGCAAGAGGAGGAAAGACUAA